Messenger RNA from Oryzias latipes (Japanese medaka), 542 nucleotides. RefSeq names its product NADH:ubiquinone oxidoreductase subunit A11 (gene ndufa11). Gene Ontology annotation, biological process: mitochondrial electron transport, NADH to ubiquinone. NCBI's taxonomy places the organism in Eukaryota, Metazoa, Chordata, Actinopteri, Beloniformes, Adrianichthyidae. Gene Ontology annotation, cellular component: respiratory chain complex I; mitochondrial inner membrane. The record is from RefSeq and is a predicted model, not a curated record.
CGCUGACGCCGCGUGCCUGAUCCAGCAGAAGAAGCCCGCAGUCAGGCCGUUGUUGACCUUGUUCGGAUCCAGAUGGGGUACUGGGACCUUCCUGAAGGUUCGGACUGUGUCCAAAAGACAUGGAUCACCACCAAACUGGGCACGGCUCUGGGUCUGGUGGGUUCAGCCUAUCACAUGGUGGCAUUGCAGCCGGACUCGGCUCUGGAAGCUGUACAGAGAGCCACCAAUGGCACCGUCACCAUGGCUGCUCUGGGAGCAAUCUUUGGAAUGACCACAUGUCUCAGCGCUCAGAUCCGUGACGCUCCGGACGACCCGCUCAAUUAUUUUAUCGGGGGGUGCGCCUCUGGGAUCUUCCUUGGAGCCAAAACUCACAGCGCCAUAACGGGGACGUCGGCAUGUCUGGGAUUGGGGACGGUGGCCUUCUUAACCAAAGUGGGUAAAAUGGAGGGCUGGAGGGUGGCUGGACCCCCCAAACUGUAAGAGGAGCAUCUGCGAGCUUCAUUUACUGUACAAAGAUGUGUUUAAUAAAGUUUCUGUUGAAA